UUUACAUUAUAUUAAGGAAGUAGAGCUUGAUACAAAGACAAAGAAAUAGAAGGGCAAAUACAUCAUCAGGGGAUGAUCUACUACACCUUCUCAUUCUAAAAAGAGGUGGGAAUCAAUACGUCGUUGUUUGAAAGCAUAAAAUGAACGCAAGAGUUUGCGGAUGCUAAGAGCGACAUCAUCAGGAACGCACACAAUGAGUACUCUUGCUAGAGUCAGGGUGGUUGAUGUCGCUGUCUUAGGAUUGAGGCUUGCUAAAGGUAUGACCUUGUCGUUUUUAGUGUUAUAGAAGCAAAGACUUUUACACUAAUAUAAAGCAGUUACACUGUCUUUACCUGAGUUUGACGCACAAAAGGACUGUGUUAUGUGGGACUUUCUUUUAACAUUCACUAGAAGAGGACUUUGAGGGACCUUCUUUUAAG
Messenger RNA from Amoebophrya sp. A25, 419 nucleotides. The record is from the annotation of a GenBank genome assembly. NCBI's taxonomy places the organism in Eukaryota, Dinophyceae, Syndiniales, Amoebophryaceae.